CUCUCAGCAGAGGAUGUGUCUGGGAGAGAGAGUGUGUGUGAGGGAAGAGAGGAAAGCCGUCAAUAGAAUGGAUAUGUGCUCUCUCUCCUCCACCCUUUCUGCUUCUUCUUCUUCUUCUUCUUCUCCUCCUCCUCCUCCUCCUCUCUGUCAUCUCUGUCUUUCCUCACCCUCCUCUGCUGGCGUCGCACCCUGGGCAACCUCAGCGCCGGGCCUCGGGGUAAAGGAGACUCGUUGGGUGGAAGGGCGGCUGAAAACUGAACUUCAAUGUCCGCAGGGGAUCAGAAGAAUGGUGGUGACAAACCAGAAGGCACAGUGGCAGUGGCAGAGGUAUGGCCAGAGGUGGAAAGGGCGGAGUGUUUGGCCCGUGGCGCUGCCUUGAAGUGGGCGUCAGGUGUUUUCUGUCGACCUGAACAUCUGGAACGACUGAGCCAGUACAAGAAGAGAGAGAGCCAGAGGACGUCCUCCGUACACACCAGACUCAAGUCCAUGGUGCAGUCAUAUCUGGAGGGGGUGGGCUGGGGUCUGGAGCAGCUCCGGGAGGCCAGGGUGGAGCUGAAGGACGUGUCACAUGCUUUGAGGAAGGCUGGGCUGGAGUCUAAUCGAAACGGAGAGGGGGUGAAAUCUCUGGAGAGGCUGCGAGAAGUGUCAGUCAACCACUGUCAGCUCCUCGCCGCUGUCAGCAACCUGCCACGGCUUUACUCUGUGCGGAGUAUGGUGUUGGAGACCGAGCGUCUGGUGGAGUCCCGUCGGCUCCUGGAGGCACACGCCCGCCUCAUGGAUCUGGAGUGCUGGCAGGAUGACAUCCUCUGGCAGCUCCAAGGGUCUGCUGGGACAGCAGGAGGUGCGCUUAGCCCUGAAGACCAGGAACUGGUGACCAAAUACUUCUCCGGUGUUGGGCAGCUGGUAGAGGCUCUGGGUAAGGAACUGUGGGCGGUGGUGAGCAGUGCUCUGGCUCUGGCCCGCCAAAACCCCACGCCCUUUGUGUCAGCAGUGAGGAUCGUGGAGCGAGAGGAGGCCCUGGACCGAGCUCUGCUGGAGGAGAGAGGGGGGAGCAGCAGACCUCUUCCCCUUGGACGACCUCGCUGCUGGAGAGCAUGUUUCUUCCAGGUACUAGAUGAGGCGGUGUCUGCUCGGUUUCGCAGCGUGUCCUACCUGCACACGCGAGGUCCGGGCCUGGCGGGCCACCUCUCUGCUCUCCAGCACGGUAUCAUGGCUGAUCUGGCCACCGUACGGCACCUGCUGGAGCACUGCGUCCCUCCACACUACCGUCUAACUGGAGCUUACCUGAGGGCCAGCCACCGCUGUUUACAUGCCCACCUGGCACAGGUUAGCAGCUGGGACUUGGAGAGUGGUGAAAUCUUCGCUGUGCUCAACUGGGUGCUUCACAUCUACAACAGCCCAGACAUGAUGGGUCCACCGGAGCUGGUCGCUGAGAUGGAGAAAGAAGAGCUGGGACCUCUUAUCUCCACUGAGGGACUGGAGCAGCUGCAAAACAAAUACGUACAGAGUGUGCGGAAGAGUGUGUCGGAGUGGAUGCACAAAGCUCUGCAGGUGGAGCUGCAAGACUGGCAGAGAGACCAGGAGCCGGAUACAGACCAUGAAGGUUUCUACCAAACCAGUCUGCCCACUAUCAUUACACAGAUGCUGGAGGAGAACGCCCGGGUGGCUCUGAUGAUCGGAGAAUCCCUGCGAGACCAGACCAUACAGAUGGGACUGUAUGAGAUGGAGAACCUCCUGAACAGGUUUCGAGAAGCUCUGGUGGAGUUCGGGAAGGAGCAUCGCAAAAAUCCAAGCAACAACAACAACAAGUUCUACCUCCACUAUCUGCUGGCCUCCAUCAGCAACUGCAUCAUCCUCAAGAAGUCCACAGAGAGCCUGCAGCAGCAGCAGUCGUCACGGUCGGCGGCCCAGUUCUCUCGGACUCCCCCCAACCCGUUGGCAGCUCUGGACCGGGCAGUGAGGCGUGCGUGUCGCCUGGUGAUGGAUCAGCUCCUGCUGGACCUCCAGCCUCUCCUCCCAGGCUUGCUUACCCGACUCUGGCUGGUCCAGGGAGACCCCACACCCAAACUCUGCCGCGUCCUGGAAUGUCACCUGGAGCUGUACGGCCGCGUUCGACCCCCCUGCCGGCAGCGCCUGCAGGAGGAGGCUCAGUGGCUGAUGGUGGUGGAGUACGUCCGGGCUAUGAUGCAGAAGAGGCUGGUGUGCCGCAGCGGUGAGGAGAGGAGGCUGCUCGCUCAGCAGAUGGUUCAGGACGACCAGCAGUUCAGAGAAAUCUUCCAUGGCCUGGAGGGUGAGGGGUCAGUACCUGAAGUGAACCCUUUGGCCUUACUUCCUGUCCUGGCUGACUUCAUCCAACUCAAAGACCCUGCCAUGCUCCCUCUAGAAGUGUCAGGAUUAGCAGCCAAAUACCCCGACAUCAGUGACGAGCACGUUUCUGUGCUGCUGGACAUCCGUGGUGAUGUCUCCAGGGACACCAGAGGGACAGUACUGGACCUGCUGGAGCAGAGCGCCCCCCCUCUGCCAGCAGGAUACCGGCCUAUCUUCACAGAUAUCCUGGUGCCACCCUCCACCAUGGCCUUCUGUCUGCCUACUGCCAAGUGCGCAUGAUCACAGAGACUGAGUAUGUGGCCCUUAGAGUCAAAUCAGAGUUGGUUCUCUAACAGAUCACCAUCCAGAUCCUGUUAGCUCACCAUUACAUUGAAAACACGCAGGACUAAGCUUGGUCUAGAUCUAGCUGUUCCUGCUGAGGUUCAAAUUAAGAUGAUGGGUGGUCAUGCUUUUUUAUCCAGAGAAAAUCAACACAGUAUCGUGUUUUUUCUCAGAAGCUUAAGGUUAGAGUUAGAGAGUUAGAGGAUUAGGGUUAGGGUUACAGUCACAGUUCAGCAGAGGUCUGAGCUGGUGACUCGCUGGUCUGACAUCAGCUGAUAUUCAGCUGGAAAGUAAAAUUUUGAAUCUAUGAGCUGCUGUGGCGCCUUAGGUCAUCAGAGUUGGUUUAAUGCCCCGUAAUAUUGAAGGUAAAACAUCUUAUGAGUUUGUCACAUGCUGUCAUGUGUCUCAGCAAUUUCUGCUACAGAUUUAACUUUGACAUU
Scomber japonicus (chub mackerel) is the source of this 3089-nucleotide messenger RNA. RefSeq names its product exocyst complex component 3-like 1 (gene exoc3l1). Gene Ontology annotation, cellular component: exocyst. Gene Ontology annotation, molecular function: SNARE binding. NCBI's taxonomy places the organism in Eukaryota, Metazoa, Chordata, Actinopteri, Scombriformes, Scombridae. The coding region runs from base 265 to 2607 and encodes 780 amino acids. The transcript has 15 exons. The record is from RefSeq and is a predicted model, not a curated record. Gene Ontology annotation, biological process: exocyst localization; exocytosis.